AUGUUAACACGACAAGGUGCAAAACGACUCCUUGAAGCUGAAUUUCAAAGAUUAUCCGAUAUUGAUAUUACUUUUCCUGAUCGUACAACAGUAGCUCCAAUAGUUUAUCGUCCAACAGAAUUAAUCAUGGCAGAGAAAACCGUCGCACACAUUCUUAGUAAAACCUUGGAACAAAUUCCUAAAUAUUCUGGUAAACCAGAUCAAGAUGCCGAUGAAUGGAUGAAGGAUUUAACAGCUACAUUUCGUAUGGCUGAUAUUACAGAAUCACAAGCAUUAAGAAUCAUUCCAACAUUUUUGGAAGGGCAUCCUAAACAAUGGUUUAAUGAAAAUACUACAAUAUUCGAAUCCUGGAAUGUAUUUAAAACUCAAUUUCUUCACAUAUUCAUCUCCAUCCUCGAAACAAUUAGCAUCGAAUCGCUUACGAAAUCGGCAACAACGAUAUGA
This is a messenger RNA of Rotaria socialis, 444 nucleotides long. The record is from the annotation of a GenBank genome assembly. Lineage: Eukaryota; Metazoa; Rotifera; Eurotatoria; Philodinida; Philodinidae.